AUGAUGGCAGAAGUAGCGUACGUGGCGCUGGAACAAAAAGGAUACGAUGAUGUGGUGGACGAUGCAGAUAAUGGUAACGACGAUGAGGAGGAAGAGGAGGAGGUUGGUCGCUACGAUGACGAUCUAAUGAUCAGAAGUUCUGGUCUGCGGGGUAUCACAGAAGUCUACCGAUGCAACAGAGAACUCGAGCUUGUAAACACUAAAGAAUGUCUCUACGGCCAUGUGCAGGAGACCUGGCUCAGUCGACAACUAACGUAACA
Messenger RNA from Soboliphyme baturini, 260 nucleotides. The record is from the annotation of a GenBank genome assembly. Lineage: Eukaryota; Metazoa; Nematoda; Enoplea; Dioctophymatida; Soboliphymatidae.